CUCAACCCUCGAUCCGUCCGUCACUACCACCACCACCACAGACACCUCAUCAUGUCCGCCCGCCUAGCAUUUUCAUCCCUUCGAGCGGCCACCACGCCCCUCGCAAGCUCGAGCCGCCAAGUACUUCGCAGCACCGCCGCCGCCGCUGCCCCGGUCUUCAAGCCGCGCUCCUACGCUACGGGUGCUGAGCCCUCAGCCGCCGUCUCGCCUGCUUCGGACCCUGCCACACCGCCGCCGCCUGCCGGUGGUGCUUCUGCCUCGUCAUCGUCAGCAGCACCAGCUUCAGAUCCCAGAAUCUCGGGCAUCGUCGACCAGAUUGAGGGUCUGACUCUUCUUCAGGCGAGCGAGCUCGUGUCGCUUUUGAAGACACGCCUUAAUAUCCAGGACAUCGCUCUCCCCGCAGCUGGCUCGGCGGGCCCUGCUGCUCCUGCCGCCGCCGCUGCCCCCGCCGAGGCAGAGGAGGAGAAGCCCAAGGAGAAGACCACUUUCAACCUGAAGCUCAAGGCCCUCAAGGACCCCUCGGCGAAGGCCAAGGUCAUCAAGGAGGUCAAGGCGAUCAACCCGGCGAUGAACCUGGUCGAGGCAAAGAAGUUCGUCGAGAGCGCACCGCAGACGCUCAAGGAGGGCCUGAACAAGGAAGACUUGGAGAAGUUGAAGGCCGCGAUUGAGGCCGCAGGUGGUGUGGUCGAGGUGGACUGAUGUGGAGAUAGUGAGAGAUGAGGAAGCAGCUUGGUGACAAGCAGAGGGACGACACAUAUGUACUUCAAGAAGGGGGGCGAGACUGCAAUAUCGACCUCUUCACGCACG
Messenger RNA from Jaminaea rosea, 807 nucleotides. RefSeq lists its product as hypothetical. Gene Ontology annotation, molecular function: structural constituent of ribosome. Bases 52 to 699 code for a protein of 215 amino acids. Lineage: Eukaryota; Fungi; Basidiomycota; Exobasidiomycetes; Microstromatales. Gene Ontology annotation, biological process: translation. Gene Ontology annotation, cellular component: ribosome. The transcript has 2 exons. The record is from RefSeq and is a predicted model, not a curated record.